ACCGUUAGUCCUAAUUCUAAAGCACCAACGAUAUUUAAUAAAUAAUGAAUAUGCAACUUAACUUAACUGUCGGUUUACGGUAUUACCGAUAAUAACCAAUUGAAGUCGUGCAUGUGACUGGCAAGAGAUAGGAGUUGAGUUGACUUUAUGAAUGUCGCAGAUACUCUAGCAUUUACGUUGUUGUGUCUAUUGUUUCGUUUUUGAAGACCAUACAAGUUCAGACAGAAACUCAAAUGUUGUUCAAUUGACACUUUAUCUCGUUUUAUUUUACCAACGGCUACUGUCGGUCUGGCACAUCGUUUUUUGAUCUUACGUGAGUUCUGACACAACCCCCCAUUCCCAUGGCCUCUGCCCUGAGCCAUCUCUCUCCAGUGUCUGGAAGAGAGAGAGAAGGAUGGAGUGAUGGAGGAGGAGGAGAGGACCAGGUGGAGGAUGAGUUUGCGUGUUCUGGAGCGCUACGCGGAGCCCUACUGUCCUUCCACCCCUCCCUGGAGAGGAUAUUUGGGGUGUCCUUUAUGAUCGGGAGAGAGGAGGAUGCUGUGUUGCCACAUGAUGGACAGAUCUGGCUUAAACUAAAAGGAGGAAGGAAGGACGUUGUGGCUGCCAAAUUGUUUGUUAAGGGAGUUGUGAACCAGGAGGCCCCGCAGGAGGUUCCGUAUCCAGGGGUCCUUCACUGUGUGUUCUGUGGAGCACGGGGGCUGUUCAUGGACUGCCUGAUCAGAAACACCUCUGCUCGCAUAGUGGUGGUUUCCCCAGGCUUCCUGCUCAUCUCAGGUCUGGCAGAACCAGUGGUCAGGGCCUACUCCCUGAUCACAGACCUUGUGGAGCGCUCCGAGGGCACCCAGGGACGACUCAGCGAGCCUAGGGACAGGGCAGCAGGCGAGACCCUGGAUUCCCGUCGGGCCUUCAAGUCCCUGGUGGAGAGAUGGGAUGACAGGCACACUCUGGACCUGCUAGUGCUACCGGGAGCAGUGAAGGAGACUUUACUGGAUCUGGUGAGGGAAUCUGGGCUGGGAUCUAACCCUGGUCCCGGGGGCUUGAACCCGGGUCAUGGGGGUUCAAACCCAGGUCAUGGGGGUUUAAAUCCCGGUCCAGGGCUGGGCUCAAACCCCAUUCCAGGGCUGGGCUUGAACCUUGGUCUUGGGGGGUCUAGAGACAGAGUGGGUCUAAUGGACACUGAUACACAGAGACUAUGGGACAGCCAAUUCGAAUUAGAGGCACUAACACUUAUGGAUACCAGAAUAGGGACCAGAGCUGGAGAGGCAAGGGACAUACAGGAAGUACAGGGGAUUUCAAUUACCAAAUCAACGACCAAACCUUCCGAACAUUCCUACCACAACCAAGACCCUGGUCUACGGAAUAUUGGACUGUUUUCUCAACAGACGGUCACUACCGCACCUGUAAAAGGUAGAGAGGGAAGCAGAUAUGGGACACAAGGAGGGAUUGGGAACGAAGCAUCCCCCCGAGAUCCCAUCUUCCACUCUUUCCCCCAAAACGAAGACAUUCGCGGUCGAGCCGAGGGGUCGGAGGGGGCAAAAGGGGUACAAGGGCAUUCCCCACAGGAGGUAAAGGAGGAAGGACACCGGGAAGAGGAGGAGGAGAUAGAGGAGGGAGAAGGGAAUAUGAUGUUGUCAGUAGGGACCAAGGAGGAGUUUGGCCUGCUUCUGAAGUUCUUCACAGCUAUGGGCUAUGCGGAAGACGUGGUACUGAGGGUCCUAGCUCAGACCAGACCCAGAGAAGCUUCCCAGAUCCUGGACCUGGUGCAACAAGAGCAGGACCGGACCAGACUGGCCAUGAACAGCCUUGUGGAGCUAGAGCAUAGAGAGGGGGAGGAGAGUGGAGGUGAAGAAGUGAGAGGAAAGAGAAGCAGUAUAGAUAAAAGAGUGGAGAUGGAGGGAGCCGUGGGAGAAGGGGUGAGGGCUAGAGAAGAGCAAAGAGCGGAGAAGGGAAGAGGGGGGGGUGGAGGAUUGUCUGAUGAUUUGUCCAAGGAUUCAACAGAGGUAGACAGGGGGAGAGGUGAGGGGGGCAGGGAGAGCGAUGAAGGAGACAGUAAGGGAGGAGAGGUGGGGAACGAGGAGGAUUUUGUACUGGGGGUGCUGAAGAGAGCUGCGGCCAACUGUGGGUACACAGAGGAGAAGGUAACAGAAGUAUACAGUAUGUUACCUGAACUGUCCAUACGUCAGCUACUCCUGGAGCUACAGAGAGAGGGCACCAGAGAGACAGAAGCCAAAUCCCAGGACAGGGUACAUGACGAACCAAGAGAGUUGGAUGAGGUUGUCUCAGAGGUUCGGAAAAUGAAGGGCAGAAAAGAGGAAACUGAGAAGGAGAGAGGUAAAGAGAGGAAGGCACCGGCACAACCAUUCACAACUACUGAAAACCGAGAAGUAGAAAGGAAGAGUGCCAAAGGAAUGAGUGAAAGGAAAACGGAUGAGUUAGGAGGAGUGAAAGUGCCAAACCGAACCAUUGAUGGCCCAGUUAGGGUUGAACCGGAUCUGGUUCAGUGGAAUGCUGUGAUGAACCAGAUUCCGUUCCCGACACAUGGUCUCCAGAAGAACCCCACACAGACACGACCGCAACCCGCCCAGACACACACCCCCCGUCUAGCCAGCCCCCCUUUAGUCAGAGGGCCUCCCCAGCCCACCUACCCCAUCACACUACCUCCACAACCCACCAAACUUCCCUUAUUUCCCCAUCAACUCAUUUACCCUCUCACGCAGCCACCCCAGACCACCUUAGACUCCACCCUCACUGUGAAUAACUCCUCAGCAACCAGAGUGAAGGAGAAACGGGGUUUCCUUACACUAGCAGCAGAGGUUCCAGCAAGAAAGGGUCUCCCUACCCCGGCUGUUGAAAUAUGGGGUCUCCCGCCCAUGGCAGCAGGGUCUUUAGUGACCGGGCAGCAGCGCUUCCUGGAAGGACUACAGACGCCCUUUGACCUCAAGCUGACUGACCAACCAGGAGAUCCAGGACUCAGGAUGGUGGUCAUCGAUGGGAGCAAUGUUGCCAUGAGUCACGGUCUGGGUCAUUUAUUUUCGUGUCGAGGAAUCGCCCUGGCCGUGCAACACUUCUGGAACCGCGGCCAUCGCGGAAUCAGCACCUUGCUCCCCCAGUGGAGGCAGAAGAGAGACCCCCGGGUCAAAGAGCAGCACUACCUUACUGAGCUCCAGAACCUGGGUCUGCUCUCCUACACCCCCUCCAGAGAGGUCCAGGGGAAGAGGAUAAACUCAUACGAUGACAGGGUCAUGCUGCAGCUGGCCGAGAGGACAGAUGGAGUGAUCGUGACAAAUGACAACCUUAGAGACCUGCUGGAUGAGUCCCCUGUAUGGAUGGACAUCAUCAAGAAAAGACUCCUCCAGUACACGUUUGUAGGUGAUCACUUCAUGGUGCCUGAUGACCCGCUUGGCCGAGAAGGACCCCAUCUAGAUGACUUCCUACGCUCACUGCACAGGACUCCUGUCCCAGGCAGUCACUCAUUUGCAGGCAUUGCCUCCACCCCCAUCCCCCAAGCCCCCAGGGCCCAGACAGAGGUCCUGAAGUUCAGGGACAGAACACCAGGUGUCGGUGUGGAGCCAGAGUCCAGCCAGGCCCAGAGCAGAGGGAAAAGGAAGGGGCAGGCUAAGGCUGGACACAGUAGCCCUGGAAUGGACCUUGUUCCGGGGAUGGGCCUUGGCCUGGAUAUGGAGAGGAGUGCAGCAGAGACCUCCAGACUUAGGGAGAGAUUAUCCCAGGUGUUCCCAGGACAAGACAGCAUUGUUACUCUGGUGCUGCAGUGUAACCCUACUGUGACUGACAUCAAUUCACUGUCACACUUUAUGCUGCAGCAACAGAUGGAGAGUGAGCAGGGGGGUGAAGACUGAAUGAUGGGGGAGGGCGUGUGUGUGUGUUUGAGGUGGUAUUCCAGAAAAAUAAGACUAAUAUUCGAAGACCAAUAACUUUCGCUUUCUAUUCAGUCUAGUCCAUAGUGUGUGUAUAUUGAUGUAUUAAUGUAUAUUAUUUAAGUGUUUGAAUGAUAGGUUUAGUUAAAAAACAGACAGAUAUUCAAAUUAUGUUUCUUAAUAGAUUUUUAUGUUGGAAACAGGACUUAAAUACUGCAAAACUAUUUUUAAAACAUAUUUCGUACCCUUACAUUUUUAUUUUAUUUAUUGUAACACUUCUGGCCACUGUUGGAUUUUGUGUUAGGGAUGAGCUGUGUUGCUGAAUUCAGUGUACAAUGUUAUCUAUUAAAUAUGACAUAACAGCAUGAAAUUAUUAAGUUGAUGAUGCUCAACUUCUAAUUAAUAAUUUCAAACUCAGAAGUGCCGUACUUCAAUAGUAUAACUUUGUUAAUGUUACUCUUUAAACUACAGUUCAUGUAAUAAGACAAUUAUUUGUUUAUUUUAUACUGUAUAUUCAUACUUUAAAUGCAGUUUGAAAUAGGAAUAAUAUUAUUGUAAGAAGAGUUAGAAAAUGCAUAUAAACCACAAUAAGAAUUAACAAAUUGAACAAUCAUUAAUUGGUAAUAUUGAAAAAAUAUCAUAAUCAAUCAAAUCUCAUUAAUCAAUCAAUGAAUUAACCAAUUACACAUGUUCUCCUUGUGGGGACUGUUACAUUGACCCACAGAAUGUAAAUUCAAACACACGUUUGUCAUGUUAAGAUAGUUGUUUACACUUAGAAAUAACAAGAAAAGUAAAUACAUUGAAUCAAUGACAUGGAAGGUGUCCUGCAGGGGUUGAUUCUGGGUCCUGUACUUUUUACUGUUUACAUUAACAUAUGUAUGUGUUACCUGUGCAGUGAGCGUAGGAAGUCAUCGAGAUGGGGUCCUUCUCGGCCCAGCGGGUCAUCAGGCACCAUGAAGUGAUCACCUACAAACGUGUACUGGAGGAGUCUGUAAAAAAUUGUAACCUGCACUUGUAUGCCUAAAGUACUGUUUAUGCUAUUGCCCCCACGGGUGACCAAGCUCUGUCUGAACUAGUCUACCUUCAUUGUAUUACAGAAAAACUUUAUUGACCUGAAAUUAGUAUUGAAUGCAGGUAAAAGUAUAUGUAGUUCUCUAGAGCGCAUAAAAAUAACUCUGUGUUAAGCAUAUGUACUUUGGAUGGUGUCAAUAUUGAUCGUGUCCCUGCUUACAAAUAUCUGUAUAGAUGAAAAACUGUCUUUUAAAAAGCAUAUUCAUGAGUUAGUUAAGAAGCUGAGAAUAAAAAUGGGCUUCUUCUAUUGAUAUAGGUCCCGUCUCUCGAUAAAUAGUAAAAAGCAGAUUAUUCAGUCAACAUUCCUAUAGGUCCUAGACUACGGCGACAUCAUCUAUAUGAAAGCAGCUGGUACUUCAUUAAAGCCAUUAGAUGCAGUUUAUCAUAGCUCAUUGCGCUUUGUUACGUGCGACAAUUUUAAUACUCAUCACUGCAUUCUCUACCGGAAAGUUGGUUGGCCCUUUUUGAUGUCACGUAGAUUGAUACAUUGCUAUGUUUUCAUUUAUAAAGCACUUUUACAAAAAGUCCCACUUUACCUAACGUCAUUACUAAACUUUAGACAUACGAGUUGCCACGCCUGGUCUUAGGGAUGGUUAACUCUGGAAAUUCCUUUGGUCUCUACUGAGUUAGGUAAAUCAGCUUUUAGUUUUCAUGCACCUUAUUUGUGGAACGAUCUUCAAAAUGUUCUUAAAUUUGAUGUUUUGGUGCCUCUAUGGCAAUUCAGAAAGCUGAUUUUAGGACCUUAUUACUGAUUAAUGUGUUAUUUUCUUAUGACCGUGUAUUUUCUUUCUUUCUGCUUGCGUUUUGUAUUUAUAUUCAUGUGUAUUUUCUGUAAUUUAUGUAAUUCAGGGCUCAUCUGUAAGAGACCUUGGACCCCCAGAUAAAAUAAAGGUUAACUAAAUG
Molecule: messenger RNA, 5849 nt
Organism: Salmo salar (Atlantic salmon)
Lineage: Eukaryota; Metazoa; Chordata; Actinopteri; Salmoniformes; Salmonidae
Product: NEDD4-binding protein 1
Cellular component (GO): cytoplasmic ribonucleoprotein granule; nucleus
Molecular function (GO): RNA endonuclease activity; mRNA binding
Source: RefSeq, a predicted model, not a curated record